This is a messenger RNA of Cylindrotheca closterium, 432 nucleotides long. Lineage: Eukaryota; Bacillariophyta; Bacillariophyceae; Bacillariales; Bacillariaceae. The record is from the annotation of a GenBank genome assembly.
AUGAAGGUCCAAUUCUCUAGUACAGCAGCUUUGAUGAUCAUGAUGACUCUUGAUUCCUCGGCCAAUGCCUUUGCACCCAAGAGUACAUCUUCUUCUUCGUCUUCUGCUCUUCUGAAAGCCCAAAAGAUUGGAACGCCCAACUAUGGGGGAGACUUUGAUCCCAAUUCCUUGGGCGGUACUAACGUUCAAUCGAUUGAGUUCAAGAUUUACCCAGACGGACGGGUGGAAGAAAAAGUGAUUGGGGUCAAGGGUGGCAAUUGUCACAGUGUCACGGAAAAGAUUAACGAAAGCUUGGGAAAGGUUGUGGAAUCGGCACCUACCGAAGAGCUUUAUGAAAAUGAAGUAGUCGUGACGACGGAACAGACCAUUACCAACUCGGUUAGUACCAACAAUGAUAAUGAUGCUUCCUGGGAGGGACAAUCCUCUUGGUAA